CUCAGCAUUGUCUUCCUCAUUCUGGUUUACGAGCUGUUUAUCAUGGACAAGGUGAGUCCUGACUUUUUACCUUUUCAGUUCCUAAGCCAAAGCAUAAACUGGAGAAAAUCACCGGUUGUGUCCCCUGAAACAAACGUGUCUCUGCCGACGGCAAACUUCUUUCUGGACAACACUACGGUCUUUGCGACGCUCAACGUUGUCCCGCACAACAACUUCAACAUCCUGACUGCACUGACCAGUACAUCGUCGUCCACCGGUCAUCCUGUCACGACUCCUACUAAAGGUCACGUGUCGCACAGCUCCUACACCUUCCCAGGUGGCACAAAUAAAACUGGAGUCACUGUACCGUCGGACCCGCUCAUCGCAACCAAAGUGUUGUGUAUCAGUUUUGAAGGCCGACUAGGAAAUCAACUCUUUCAGUACGCAUCCCUUUUGGGCAUAGCUCUAAAGACUAAGCGGAUACCUGUUUACCUGGGGAAGACUAUUCUGUCGGAUGUGUUGAGAAACACUUCUCUGAUUGACGAGUCUUCCCGCUACGCAGAUCGGUGUAAGGACGUCUUUCUAAUGGAAGAAGGUUGUUGUAAGUUUUUCACGGAAUAUUUCAAGCUGAAUUCUAGUAGAGAUUACAGGAUCGGUGAGUAUCUUCAGUCCUGGCGAUAUUUCAACGAACACGAAGUGGAAGUACGUCACGCGUUAACUUUCAAGGACACGAUUGUGUCCCAAGCUCGUCAAACGGUCGACUCCCUCAGACAGAAAUUUAAUCGCACGCUGACAGGUAUCCAUGUACGCAGAGGAGACUAUUUAACUUAUGGAUACAAGACAGCACCUGUAGAAUACCUGUUGCACGCCAUGAACUACGUCCGAAAAAAGUUCCGAGACGUCGUUUUUGUCGUUUCUUCAGAUGACCUCGAAUGGUGUCGGCAGCAGUUAGCUAACGAAAGUGACGUCACAUUGCUGCAGCGUCAGUCAUCGCCUGCAGUUGACAUGAUGAUUCUUGCGUCACUGGAUCACAUGAUCAUGACGGUGGGGUCUUACGGGUGGUGGGCGAGUUUUCUGAACCGCGGGAUUACCGUCUACUACCGAGACUUUGUUGAUCCGGAUACAUAUCUAUCAACACGCUUCAACCCAAACGGAACGGACUACUACCGUCCGGACUGGAUUUCCUUGUCCUGACUUUAAUCAGAGAUUACAACGGUUAACGUUUUACUGACAAUUAUAUUUUAUUCUCAUACUGUUCUUGUUAUUUUGUUAUUGUUAUAUUAUCUUUAGUCUGUUCAUUUUACACUAUCAAGUAAAUCAUGUAUAGUAACACUACAAUGUCCAAACAGAAGCAAAAAUCUAAAUGUGCCCGAAACCUGGUAAGUUUAAAAUAAAUCCAUUUGAAGACAAUUGUUUUGAGUAUGUACGCUGUACUAGCGCGUAAAUAAAACAUAAAAGAUAGUUAUUUUAGUCUAAUUGUUAAAAAUAUUUGAGAUGUUAGCAAAAUGUAUUUUA
Molecule: messenger RNA, 1494 nt
Organism: Pomacea canaliculata
Lineage: Eukaryota; Metazoa; Mollusca; Gastropoda; Architaenioglossa; Ampullariidae
Product: galactoside 2-alpha-L-fucosyltransferase 2-like
Exons: 1
Coding region: 43-1173 (376 amino acids)
Biological process (GO): carbohydrate metabolic process
Cellular component (GO): membrane
Molecular function (GO): galactoside 2-alpha-L-fucosyltransferase activity
Source: RefSeq, a predicted model, not a curated record